Molecule: messenger RNA, 576 nt
Organism: Lithohypha guttulata
Lineage: Eukaryota; Fungi; Ascomycota; Eurotiomycetes; Chaetothyriales; Trichomeriaceae
Exons: 1
Coding region: 1-576 (191 amino acids)
Source: RefSeq, a predicted model, not a curated record
AUGUACGACACCAAUCCGAAAGGUUUUCGUGAUAUGCGCGCUCAGAAACGACUAGCAAAUUCCACACAGAAGCGGGGGAUAUUGAACAUAUGGUGUCCUGUCCGACACUUUAGACGAGGAGGGAAACAAAGACGAAACCAGUCGCAUGACGCCAAUUGCGUACAAUACGGCAUGAAGGCCUAUUGGGCCGAUAUGCAGGAUAUACAAGAAGCAGAUUGGACUCAGCCGGAUAAGUUGGGGUUCAUCGAAGGGGAUCCUGAACUUUGCGAUACGGUGUAUUGGGACUGUGGCUUUGAUGGACAUAACAUCUUACUGUACGGCGAGCACGAUCCAGAAGGGGAGGUGGAGGUUCAGGCUAUAUUGGCUGGGAGGUUGGACACGUCGCCAGCGUACACCUUGCGCCACAUAUGGGAGGAGGAAGAUGCCCCUAGCUUUAGUGGGAGCGGGUUUUGGGACGCAUUCGAACACUCGUUGGGUUCGUCAGGGGUCGUCGUCCGAGACGAUGACGCUCAGAGUACUAUGAGUGAUUUCGACAAGAUGUCUGAUUUUCCUGGAGCAUUUCCAGAUCAAGGUUAG